UGUGUUUUGUUCCGCUGAGUUGGUGACUAAAGAAUAAAAGAAGUAAAAACUUGAAAAAGAAGUAAAAAACUCCAUGUUUAACAAAAGAAACUCAUAAUAAUCCGUUCAAAGUAGCAUCUGGCGAUGUGUGGGAAUCAAUAGAAGAGAAAUUGGUAGUGGUAGGGCUGUUAUCACAAACUGAUUAGCGACCAGGAUUAGUCGUUGGUAUCCCCUGCAGACUCAAAAUCCGGUUGCAUCAUUGCAGUGAAAGUUAUUGCAGCAGCACCAGCAGCGGCAACGGCAGUAGUAGAUUGUCUUCCCCAAAAAAAAAAAACAACUAAACUUACAAGACAACGCGUAUCACUCUGCUGGCCCUAUCAGCCCGGAAUCCAGAGCAAUGAGCCCCUCAAACGCCUUCGGCAGUGUUCUGCGACGGGUGACGGCAGCAGCAGCAACAGUUUCAGCGAUCACAGCUGGUUCGACGCGUCCCCUAUCGAGACGAACGCUCAUCACCACCUCCCACGGUACGACGGUUCGGCGGUACAUAAGCAUCAGCACAGUUUGUCCCCUCCAUCAGUCCGCAAUUCUCACGCAAAGCGCCAACAUGUUGGACGAACGGAAACCCUUCACCGCCGAUUUCUUCUUCAGACAGCUGUUUGAUGAACAAUCGCACACCUAUUCAUACCUGCUGGCGGACAUCGUAUCCAAGGAGGCCAUCCUGAUCGAUCCCGUGCUGGAGCAGGCUAAGAGAGAUGCCAAGCUGAUCGAGGAACUGGGCUUUACGCUCAAGUUUGCCCUGAACACGCAUAUGCACGCGGACCAUGUCACCGGUACCGGGUACCUGAAGCAGCUGUUGCCUGGAACGCUGAGUGUGAUUUCAAAAAACAGCGGUGCGAAAGCGGACCUUCAUCUAGUAGACAACGAGACGGUAAAGUUCGGUCGCCAUGAGUUACGGGCCCUCUGCACACCUGGCCACACCAAUGGUUGCAUGACGUUCGUGAUUGACGAGCAGGGAUGCGCCUUCACCGGCGAUACGCUGCUGAUUCGUGGCUGCGGUCGUACCGAUUUCCAGGAGGGUGAUUCCCGUACCCUUUACCGGUCCGUACACGAUCGGAUCUUUACCCUGCCAGAAAACUUCCGACUGUUUCCGGCACACGAUUACAAAGGAAACAUGGAGACAACGGUGGCCGAAGAGAAGCGUUACAAUCCCCGACUUACGAAGGACAUUGAGGCGUUCGCGGAACUGAUGGGCAACCUGAACUUGCCCUAUCCGAAAAUGAUUGAUAAAGCGGUGCCAGCCAACCGCGAGUGUGGACUAUUCGACAUCCCGAAGGAGCCGUAAAGGAAGACAUUGCCAAGAGGGAGCUAGUAGCAAGAGCGGUAGUGAAGCAGAAGUAUUACUGUUGAUGGAAAGUACGGAAGGGUUGUGGAUAUGAUGCGGGUUUUUAGUUGUUUAAAAUUAUUUGAUUUUUAAAGACAUUUCCGACCAAUCUUUAUCGCGCGAUUGUGAUAGCAAAGUUGGGAGUGGAACCUUUUUCAAUGUAAAUCCAGGAAUACUCGGGACUUUUCGUAUACUAACAGAUAUCAAAGCAUUAAACGGACAUGUCCAAAAUUGA
Molecule: messenger RNA, 1595 nt
Organism: Anopheles aquasalis
Lineage: Eukaryota; Metazoa; Arthropoda; Insecta; Diptera; Culicidae
Product: persulfide dioxygenase ETHE1, mitochondrial
Biological process (GO): glutathione metabolic process; hydrogen sulfide metabolic process
Cellular component (GO): mitochondrion
Molecular function (GO): sulfur dioxygenase activity
Source: RefSeq, a predicted model, not a curated record